This is a messenger RNA of Hippoglossus stenolepis (Pacific halibut), 2462 nucleotides long. RefSeq names its product cilia and flagella associated protein 91 (gene cfap91). NCBI's taxonomy places the organism in Eukaryota, Metazoa, Chordata, Actinopteri, Pleuronectiformes, Pleuronectidae. The record is from RefSeq and is a predicted model, not a curated record. The transcript is spliced from 17 exons. Bases 61 to 2310 code for a protein of 749 amino acids.
UACAGGACAAACAGCUGAUCUGCAGCACAGACCGUUACUUUGACAUUUGACUCUAAAACAAUGAAAAUGAAUGAAUCCGUCAGUGUCACAGUUUCCAGGAAGAAACCGAGCGACACGGUGGUGAAGCGUCAGCGGGUUUACGACUUCCUGUACGAUCCGGUUCACACGGUUUCAUCCGAGGUGGAUCAUGUCCGGUCCAGAGUCUCCUUACACAGAGUGCGGCGAGUGCCUGACUUCGGCUCCAUGUUCAGCAGCCUGCCGCACCACCCGGGGUACACUCUUCAGCUGGACCCCGCCGACCCCGUCCCAGCGUCUGUGGACCGAGGCUGGCGAGGCUACAGGGACCAGCACAGCGGGGCUCUGCAGCAGCUCACUGGGGCGAUUCCAAGAAGGGACGAGAGUCAUCGUGGAGCUGAUCGCUGGAAAUACUUUAAACGACCUCUGCUUACCUCCACACAGCGGCUUCCCCCUGACGUGAUCUAUGGUUUGCAACAAGAAAACUUUGUGACGGCUGGUGGACAGUAUGCAGCACAGCAGCCCACACACGUCACCGUGGGGGUGCAGACGGACUACAGGGAGAAUGAAACACAGACAGACCCAUACUGCCCCGAGUAUGUGAUCCGACCGGGGACGACUCCGACAGAGCUCCUGCAGCUCGCUCCUCUGACUUGGGGUCGCGGUCUGCCCGCAGGCCUGGCGGAGGUGGAGAUGAUCGAGCGGGCUCGGGCCAAACGAGUCUGGGAGGCGAGUCUCCCUCCGCUGGACGACCUGAGUCAGCUGGACAAGAGGAGGCGGAUGAUGGAGGAGAUGGAGGCCAGGGAGUGGGCGUUCAGAGAAGAAGAAAUCCAGAAGCUGCAGGAGUCCCGUCUGGUGGUGCUGACGGAGCUGUUGAGGCAGAGAGAUGAGGCCCAGAGAGACUUCACAGACCAGCGACUGACCCACAGCUACUUCAAGCUCCUAGACCACAGGCAGGGCAAACUACACAAGACCCACAACCACUACACCCGCUCCCUGAGGAAACUGCAAGCGAAGGGCAGGAACAUGAAGGGGCAGCUGAAGCAACUCGGCCUUAAAGACUCUGAGUUUGUCCCUCACUCCCUCAGGGGAACUUUCAACAGUGCUCACAGCAGUGCGCCAAAGAAACACCACUUGAACACAUAUGAAGGCCUCAACGACCUCGAGGCCCGAUCCUCGACCUCGAUCUGUCAGUUGCGGCUGAAAAGAUCCAAAGACGUCAUCAAGGACGUGAUCCAGCCGUCUGUGAAGAAAGCGUUAGAACAAAUGAAUACAUACAAGGCCCUGAGGGAGAAGAAGACGGAGAAGCCGUUACGGUUUCUGAUCAAGAAGGAGAAGCCGGUUCCUCGUCCCGCCACGCCCAUAGUGGAGGAGCCGCCAGAGGGAGACGAGGAGACGGAGCUCGCUGUCGUCCACCUGCAGAAAUUGCUGAGGGGAAAAAGCGUCCAGAACGAGAUGUUUAAGGGCAAAGAAAACCACAUGGAUCUCAUCCAGGAACUGAGGACGGUCCACGCCCUGCAGAGACAAGAGCAGCAGCUGCAGGAAACCGACAGAGAGCUGAUGAUCACGCUGAAGAAACAGAGAGACAAACAGAGAAUCAAGACCUCUCAGAACGAGGCGUCCCAGGCCAGAGUGAUCGGCGCAGAGCUGGAGGACAUGUUCGACACCUUGUCCAAGGAGCUGAUCCGUCUCCAGGAGGAGCGAAGGAUCCACGCCUUCACGCUCCUGGCCGAGAGAGAGCGCCGCACUCGGGAGGCUGAGGAGAGCGGCAGGAGGCAGCUGGAGGAGCACAGACGCAGAGAACAAGAUGAGAUCUUCAGACAAGUGGUGCAGAUUCACCAGGAAACUGUGGACUUCUACCUGGAGAGCGUCAUCUUGGGAUCUGUGGAGCAGACGGCGGACGACCAGGCCAGAGAGGAGAUCCGCAGGAGGGCGAAGGAGAUUAACGACAUAGUUUACGCUGCGGAGAAAAGCAGGAACAAACUUCAGUCGGAGGAGAUCGUGUCAGAGCUGGUUUACAGUUUCCUCAUCCCAGAGGUGGAGAAGAUCAACAUCAGGAGAAGAGUUCACGCGAGGCAGCAGAAACACUUGCAGGCCGUUCGGAGCAUCAUUAACGAGGCUGCAGAGGGUUCUGGGAUCCCUCCCUCCUCUACUCCUUCCCUCCUUCCCUCCUCUACUCCUUCCCUCCUUCCCUCCUCUCCUCCUUCCCUCCUUCCUUCUGAAACAGCCUCCGUUGAGGAGAUGAGCCGCCAAGAGCAGGAUCAGCGGCAGGAAGCAGAACCUCAACCUCACUGAGUAGAGACCUCAACGACAGCACCUACCGAGUAACUUGGAGAGGAUCUGUGUCAGAACCUGGUCCUCUCACUACUGGGGUCCCUCAAGGUUCUGUCCUGGGUCCUCUCCUCUUCUCUCUGUACACCAACUCUAUCGGCUCUGUCAUUCACUCA